AUGUCUAAUAUUAGCCAUUCAUGUAAACAGAUCACCACAACAGUUGCGCCUAAACAUGAAUCCCGACUAUACAUACCUUACCUGAUUAUUGCCGGAAUUGUAGCGUCGGGUGGGUUGGCAUUACUGGCGCUGUAUAUCUACAAGAAGUAUGUGCCGCCACGUCUACCACACGCACCCCCGGCCUUCGCUGAAGAAAUGCCUCAAGAGUUGACUAAUUUCGAGAAAUUUCAGAUCUGGAAGGAAAAUAUUCCCAAUUCCUAUACAAUGAUUCUGAUAAGUGUUGGCUCUGUCCUACUAUUGGCUUAUUAUGGUCUCGAAAUGACUUAUUUGCAAUUCUUGGCCCAAUUUAUUACAUCCACACCCCUUCCUAUUUUUGGUAUGCAGUCAGCUCUGGUUGAAACAGCGACAGGUGCUACCUAUGCAUUUGGAGGUCUUAUCAGUAUCUAUCUAAGCAAACAAAUAGAUAUGAUUAAGAAAAAGCUCAUUAAUAAUCCGGCCAUACUUCUGGGUUAUAGACAAAAGUCUUUCUCGAUAUUAACGAUGUAA
This is a messenger RNA of Oppiella nova, 546 nucleotides long. Lineage: Eukaryota; Metazoa; Arthropoda; Arachnida; Sarcoptiformes; Oppiidae. The record is from the annotation of a GenBank genome assembly.